Empidonax traillii (willow flycatcher) is the source of this 2068-nucleotide messenger RNA. RefSeq lists its product as uncharacterized. The transcript has 4 exons. The record is from RefSeq and is a predicted model, not a curated record. The coding region runs from base 690 to 1631 and encodes 313 amino acids. NCBI's taxonomy places the organism in Eukaryota, Metazoa, Chordata, Aves, Passeriformes, Tyrannidae.
GAGCGGGGCUGGGCGGCAGCGGAGCCGUCCCCGGGAGGAUCCGGCAGCCGUCGGCAGUCCCUAGGUGCAGGACGGUGCUGACUCCAGACCCAAGGGCAGGCUCUGCAGCAUCGGCAGUUCCCAGGCAGGAGUUUCUACGUGGGCAUCUCCAGUUCUGCUUGCUGUGACCUUCCAGGCUGCCAGGGAGACGUGAGGCUCCGCCAGAGACCUGCCAGCCUUGUGUGAUCAGCAACCGCUUGCCAGGGCUCACACCAAGCUUCCUGGGGCACUGAGCUGCUGCUUGGCAUCCUGACCGCUUCUAAUUCCUUGCUGUGCUACUGGCAGGGUGGGAUUGAUGUCUAGUUUGGGACGCUGGGCAGAACCAAGCCCCUCACCAUCCUCUGUGCCCUUGGCAGGCUGCGGGACCGAGCUGGACCCCUCACUCUAAGGGGGCUUUGUGUGAGUGAGGGACAGGUUUGGGGCUGUCCAUAUUUGUCCCGGUGGGAAGAACCACCUCCUUUCCAUCUGGGAACCGUGGCACUGCUGGAAGCUGGGAAUGGCACCACAUGCAGCACGGGCCAGAGCCAGCAGCCUGGCAGCAGGGCAGUAGCUGAGCCCGAGCAUCAUCCCCCAGGGCGGGGGGGCUGCCCCAGUCCCCAGCACAGCCGUGCCCAGGGAUGUAGGAGCCGGGAGCAGGAGGGGCCCCAGCCAUGGGCCGGCUGGACGAGCAUGCCAAGAGGAGGAUCGUGGAGCUGCGCCGGGCCGGGCUGAGCUUCCGCAAGAUCAAGAAGGUGCUGGAGCUGGAUGACAUCCGGGUGACGCCGCAGGCCGUGUACCUCUUCCUCAAGAGGAAGAGUGUGGAGCCAGGGCCAGGGGCACCCAGCUGGGACGGGGACCAGCCCUGGCCCCCACUGCAGGGCCACGAGGCUAAGCCCCCCAGGCUGCUGGGCCCCCAGCCCCCUGCAGUGCCCCUCGGGGAUCCCACGGGCAACCAGGACACCAAGGAGGGCAUCCAGAUCGUUAGUGUGACCUCCCUCUGCAAGGACGAUGGGCAGCUCGGGGACACCCUGCCCUCAGGGCUGUCCCCUGGGCAUGGUGACGACAGCUCCACAGGCACCCCCUUGGCUCCAGGGAGCUGCCCUGCUCCGGGGGGCUUGGCCAUCCCCCCCCAGCCCCUGCCCAGUCAAGGGCAGCUGGUCACACCCCACACCAGGAACCCAGCCCUGGUGCUGAAGACAACGACUGUGGACAGGGCUGUUCUCCUGCAGAGAAAGGUCCAAGAUGUCAGCACUCAGACUGCCCUGCCGAACCUUGUGGGUCUGGAAAAUCACCACCUGGCUUGGGGUGUGCCAGUGCCCCCCUCUGCUCCCAGCUGCCAGGCCCUUGCUGAGAAGCUGGACGCCGUGCAGACGGAGGUGCGGAAGCUGAGCCAGGCCCUGCACGUGGUGCUGGAGCGGCAGUGCCGCCUGGAGCGCCAGCAGGAGCAGCAGCAGCGGCUGCAGCAGGAGGUGCUGAUGACGCUGCAGCAGCUCAGCUCCACCGUGAGCCACGGGGCCGUGCCGGCCAACCAGCCCUGCGGCCCCUUCAGCAGCACAGCCGAGCCCUCGCCCGCCGUGCCCAACUUCAGCCAGUUCAAGAUGGAGCUGAUCUGAGCUCACACGGCCAGCGCUCCAGUGCUGUGCUUGGGGAGCAAGAACCACUUUCAGAGGCUGCCCAGGGAUUCCACACAGCACCCAGCAGAGAAGGCCCUUGGUGCCUCGUGUUCCCAGCCCUGCUGACUGGAAGGGGCUGCCUGGCGCGAGGGCUGGGCAGUGGAAGGCUGAGGCUUCGCUCCUCCUGUGCUGCUCAUCCCGCCUGGGGCUGGCUGGGAUCCUGAGAGGGACACAGCAUGGAGGUGGGACUCAAAGGGAACACCAGGCUUCCUGCUCUUGAGGGUCAGCGCUGUGAUGGUCAAUCAAGGAACAUGUCCUGUCCUCCCUCUGCAGAGCCUUGUUCAGUAAAAACCUGUUGACACCACGUUUCAGAUCCAGUGUGGGAUCUCUGUCUGCAUUUUCCCUACCCCUCGUCCCAGCAGAGAGCAGGCUGGGUC